AUGGUUUUUAUCCUCACGCGUUGCAGUUGGUACGUGGGCUCAAGAGGAGUUGGCAGAACGGCAGAAGAUCGGGGGAAGCUACCGCGGAUCAACCGGGCGGUUGACAAAGGGGGCUCACGCACCGUCGUUCCGCCUAAAAAAAACCUGCUGGUUCUCACUGUUGCCACCAAGCAGACUGAGGGAUUCAGACGCUUCAGAAGAUCGGCCCAGUUCUUCAACUACAAAGUCAAGGUGCUGGGGCUGGAUGAGGAGUGGCGGGGUGGAGACGAUAAGAAGCCAGCAGGAGGUGGGCAGAAGGUCCGUCUCUUGAAAUCAGCUUUAAAGGAGUAUGCAGAUAAGGAAGACUUGAUCAUCCUUUUCGUAGAAAGCUAUGAUGUGCUCUUUGCAUCGGGCCCCACGGAGCUGCUGAAGAAGUUCAAACAAGCCAAGAGCAAAGUUGUCUUCUCAGCAGAGAACUACAUCUAUCCUGACAGAAAGUUGGAAGCCAAGUACCCUCAGGUGCGAGAUGGAAAGCGCUUCCUGGGCUCUGGAGGCUUCAUAGGCUAUGCUCCAAACCUGAACAAGCUUGUGGAAGAGUGGAAGGGAGAAGAUGAUGACAGUGACCAGCUCUUUUAUACCACUGUCUUCUUGGAUCCAGAAAAACGGGAAAGUAUCAAUAUCAGUCUAGACCAAAGAAGCCGGAUCUUCCAGAACCUGAAUGGAGCAUUAGAUGAGGUGGUUCUGAAGUUUGAAAAUGCACGAGUGAGAGCAAGAAACUUGUUAUAUGACACUCUGCCUGUGGUGAUUCAUGGAAAUGGACCCACCAAGCUGCAGCUGAACUACCUGGGAAACUACAUUCCUCAAAUAUGGACAUUUGAGACCGGCUGCACUGUGUGUGAUGAAGGCCUGCGAAGCCUCACAGGGUUUAAGGAUGAUGCGUUGCCACUGAUUCUGAUUGGCAUUUUCAUCGAGCAGCCCACUCCUUUCCUCUCCCAGUUCUUCUUGAGGCUUCGGAACCUCCAUUACCCAAAACAACGGAUCCAGCUCUUCAUUCAUAACCACGAACAACAUCACCUGACGCAGGUGGACUCAUUUGUUGAGGAGCAUGGCAAAGAAUAUCUAGCCGUCAAGGUGAUUGGGCCAGAUGAUGAGGUGGAGAAUGCUGAGGCACGUAACUUGGGCAUGGAUUUGUGCAGAAAGGAUCCGGACUGUGACUAUUACUUUAGUUUGGAUGCUGACAUAGUUCUGAAGAACACAGAGACUCUGAGGAUCCUGAUUGAACAGAACAAGCUGGUGAUUGCCCCACUGGUAAGUCGGCAUGAGAAGUUGUGGUCAAAUUUCUGGGGAGCACUGAGCCCUGACGGGUACUAUGCCCGCUCGGAAGAUUAUGUGGAUAUUGUUCAAAGGCGGAGGGUCGGGCUUUGGAACGUUCCCUAUAUCAGUGGCGCUUACAUGGUUAAAGCCAAAACUCUGCGAUCAGAGCUUGACCAGGGAGAUCUCUUCCACAGUGGAAAGCUGGAUGCUGACAUGGCUUUCUGCCACAACGUUCGGAAUCAGGGGGUUUUCAUGUACUUGACAAAUCGGCACCAGUUUGGACACAUACUCUCUCUGGAGAAUUAUCAGACAACUCAUCUCCACAAUGACCUCUGGCAAAUAUUCAGCAAUCCUGAGGACUGGAGAGAAAAGUACAUCCAUGAAAACUACACAGCAGCUCUGAAAGGGAAAUUGGUGGAAGUGCCCUGCCCAGAUGUUUACUGGUUCCCCAUAUUCACUGAGGCUGCAUGUGAUGAGCUGGUGGAAGAAAUGGAACAUUAUGGCCAGUGGUCCACAGGUGACAAUACGGACAGCAGAAUACAAGGGGGAUAUGAGAAUGUCCCAACUAUUGACAUCCACAUGAACCAAAUUGGCUUUGAAAGAGAGUGGUAUAAGUUUCUUCUGGACUAUAUUGCACCCAUCACGGAGAAACUGUACCCAGGAUACUAUACCAAGACUCAGUUUGAGCUAGCCUUUGUAGUUCGCUACAAACCUGAUGAGCAGCCCUCUCUAGUGCCUCAUCAUGACGCUUCCACCUUUACCAUUAACAUUGCUCUGAACCGAGUUGGAAUAGACUAUGAGGGAGGAGGCUGCCGCUUCCUGCGCUACAAUUGCUCCAUUCGAGCUCCACGAAAGGGUUGGACCCUUAUGCAUCCAGGACGCCUGACUCACUAUCAUGAAGGCCUUCCUACCACCAAGGGGACUCGUUAUAUCGCAGUGUCCUUUCUUGAUCCCUAGAGCUAUGCCUAACAAGAAGGACCUUUCCCUGGCCCCACUCACUGCUGACUUUGAGUGGAAGCAGGGAAUGCUGCUGAGAGUCUCCAAGGCAUUGAUCAAAGCUAUUUGGAUAUUGGUUUUUAAUGAUAUUUUAAGACUCCACUACUGGAAGAUCUCCCUCUCUGCAGGUAAUAUCUGGGAACGUUUUUGUAGAAUUUGGACGGAGAUUUUGUGCCUUCAUUUCUGAUUCUGCUCCUCAUCCACUGUUUCUUGGAAAUGCGAUUUACUUGAAACUUCACUGCUCGGGUGGCUUUACAGAAGUGCUUUCUUGGACUGGAAAUCCAGCUUUUUGGAGGCAAGUCACAAGCUCUCUCUCCAAGUAGCUGGCAGCCCAUUUCCAUCCACUGCAUAUACAGGAAUGGACAUUAGAGAAUCAUUUCUGGACACUGUUCCAAAUAGAAAAUCAUCAGGGCGCUGGCUCCAGGAGUCAUAACAGUUAAAUGUAAUACCAGAUGAAACUCAGCAGUAAGAGCCUGAAGUUCAUCUGAUUCCUUACCUCUUUGCAUUCAUUGGAAAUGUAUCAUGAAGUUCAAAGCGGCAGCAGUGGCCAUCUAGGUGCUUCCUGUUAGCUAAAGGAAGGUCUGCUUAUUAUACUUUACCUCUGGGAUUAGGUUGAGGAGAUUAAAAAAAUAGCCUCCCUAUCUUCUACUACCACAGCUAGACGGGAGCCUGUAUGCCCAGACAAAUUCAUAUCAGGUCAGUAUGUGUAGAUAAAAUCUAAAAAAGGGAAAACUGAGAAUAACUACAUCUGCCGGGAGGGCUCUACUGCUGAAUCAGCUCAGCUCUAUUCCAUAUUAAGUUUGUCAAAAUCUCUAACCAUCUGAUAACAAUCCAGAGGCACCAGUGGUUUUUGAUGGCCUCACUCCAGCUCUUAGUGCUUGUUUUGAUAAUUUUCUUUGCAUCUAACUCGAAUGGGCCAUCACUGGAAAACAACUGUUCUCUGGUACUUAGAGGAGAUAAAUUUUCAGUAUUCCCGUCGCUUGAAGUUCCCCAACAAAACACUCCACUGUAGAUACUUCUGCGGUGGGGUGGAGGGUGAUAGAAGUGUAUGAUUAGAAAGCGCUAUGAGAUUGUGGUGGACUGAUGGGUAUAAAAAUCUGUCUAGAAUAGAGGUCACGGUUUAUGCAUGUUGGAGGGGGAACAGGGAGAAACGUUUUCUGCUGUCGUCUAUGAGCUCUGCCUCUUAGAAACUUUUUAUUUUCUGGGUCUGCCAGACUAGUACGUUUCGCAAGCAGUAAAUUAAUAUCAGAAACUGUUCUUAGGGAGGAAAAAAAAAAAA
Struthio camelus australis is the source of this 3568-nucleotide messenger RNA. Lineage: Eukaryota; Metazoa; Chordata; Aves; Struthioniformes; Struthionidae. The record is from RefSeq and is a predicted model, not a curated record.